Funneliformis mosseae is the source of this 654-nucleotide messenger RNA. NCBI's taxonomy places the organism in Eukaryota, Fungi, Glomeromycota, Glomeromycetes, Glomerales, Glomeraceae. The record is from the annotation of a GenBank genome assembly.
AUGUCAUCUAUAGUUAUUAAUGAAGAAAAUAUUAUUUAUGAAAAAGACUUAAAUAUGGAGUUAAAUAAUAUAACGCUUGAUUUGGAGGAAGACACUGAAAUAUAUAUUACGAAACAAAUAACCAUUAAAACUGUAUUGCAUUCAUUAACUCCUAUUGAAUAUCCACUAACAAGCAAAGAUGGAGUUGUGAUAGUUUAUUAUAUUGAAGGGUGGCAAGAUAUUCAGUAUCCUAUAGGUGAACCUUUUGGACAAAAUUUGACAACCUGUAGUUAUCUUAGUGAUGUUAUCGUAAAUAAAAAAGAUAGAAUAUAUCAUAGAUUUAAAAUAUGUGAAUUUGCAAGUUCAAAACUUCGAGAAAUAGAAUACGAGUCUAUAGAUCCUGAUUCUGAUUUAUGCCUAAAAGUGAAUGAGGAAUUAUCAACAAUUCAAACUGAAUGUCGCUAUAAUAAGGAUAACAUAAAAUGCACUAGAAGGCCUGUAUUAAAAUGUCUAAAGUGUCGUAAUAAAACAAUAUCACCAUCUUAUUUUAUUAGUUGUGAUAGAUGGAAUUUUAAUAAAAAGUUUUACCAGUAUAUAAGUAUUAAAGAAAAUAUUGACCUUAAUUUACUUCAACAACUUUUAAAUGGAUUAUAUGAGGAUGAAAUAGACAAACCA